This is a messenger RNA of Python bivittatus (Burmese python), 1523 nucleotides long. Lineage: Eukaryota; Metazoa; Chordata; Lepidosauria; Squamata; Pythonidae. The record is from RefSeq and is a predicted model, not a curated record.
GGGGUUGUCGCUCACCGGCGUCGGGGAUGGCGCUGCCCUUUGCCUUCGAGGAGUCGGUCUUCGAGGAGGGCGGCGAGGCGUCCCGGGGUCGCGGCCCUCUUGCUUCCCCCUACAGCGCCCGGCGCUGCGAGCCCGAGUGGUUUUGUGAGCAGGUGAACUGCCAGGAUGAUCUCGAGAGGGUCAACGUAAGAAAGUUCAGAGGAGAUCUGGCCUAUAAGCAGCAAGAAUUCCAGAAGGCUCUUCAGGAGUAUUCCAGUUGUCUUGCACUUGUACCUCCCAGUAAUACUGCCAUGAGAAGAGAUUUAAAAGAGAGCCAAGCCCGCUGUUUAGCUCAUCUGGGGAAACAUGAGGAAGCCUUGAGAAUUGCAGAAAACCUGGUUGGUACUUUUCCAAGUGUCUUUCUCUUUAUAGCCUGGAUCCUCAACAUAGCGCUCACAGAUGUCAGUAUAUCUGGGGUUAUUUCUUUUCAUGCCUGUCAUGUCCCAUUUGGUUUUUUUUUUAAAGAUUAUUUUUAAUUAAAAAUAAAUAAAUGGGAAACUAGCAUGCUGUCACGUAAACUGCUAGCAUCAAGCAUAAUCUUUAUUUUCAAGAAUGCUUCUGGACCCACAUGGACACCGGAGACAUUCUUGGAAAAUAAAAAUGAUAGAAUGAUAUCACCUUGUUUUUUAUUUGGGAGUAAAAAAAAAAGAAAAAGCUGAGAAAAAAAUAAAGCUGAGGCAGCUGAGAGUCGAGGGAAGUAAAAUGUUUCAAAAUGGAAAUGUUUUCUGCUGGAAACACCUCCUUUCAAGUUUGAAAGGAGCUGUUCUGGUCUCACAAGACGUGUGAGCUUGGAAUAUUUCUGAUAUUCAGCCUGUUCUGAACUCAGAGUAUUUCAAAAUCACUAGUUUGUCUUCUGAUGAUCUUAUGACCAGCUAGACCUAUCAUGGAAACUGUUUCAAAAAGCAGCCUUCAUUAUGCACUUAAAAUUGUAAACAUACACCUCAUUCUUGAAAGCUGGUCUGGUGUAAUGGGCAGAGUGCACUGGGAAGACCCGAGUUCUAAUCCAGCCAUAGGCAUGUAAGCCACCCGAGUGUCUUUGGGCCAAUCUCUCUCUCUCACCCCAACCCACUUCACAGGGUUGUUGUUGCUGGCGAAAAUGGGAGGAGGGAGUGCUCUGAAUGCCACCUUGUGCUCUUGGCAAAAAGACAGGAUAAUAAGUGAAUGUUGGGGGUGCAGCAUUCUAGCCUGCAAGGAUUCCAUCAGUACCCAAUUCUCUGCCACUUUCUCGACUUUGUCUCCUACAAAAUCCAUCCAUCCAUCUACUGCCACUAUACUCACUGGAUCAAGAUGGGAGACAAUCUCCAUUGACAGGAAGAGAAAUCACUCCGGUGUGUGUUGCACCAAACAGCUUGCCGUACAGCAGAAUGUACCGUCUGGGUUGUUUGUGGAAUAGCUUCAAAGCAUUGUGUUGAAAUCUAUGUGUUAAUUUUUUAGAUUACCAUUAAAUGUUGUCAUUUCCAGAGAUUUGGGAAAGAAGUCAUUAG